Messenger RNA from Salvia splendens (bonfire salvia), 418 nucleotides. Its product is annotated as vesicle transport v-SNARE 13. Gene Ontology annotation, cellular component: membrane. Lineage: Eukaryota; Viridiplantae; Streptophyta; Magnoliopsida; Lamiales; Lamiaceae. The transcript is spliced from 4 exons. Bases 135 to 407 code for a protein of 90 amino acids. Gene Ontology annotation, biological process: intracellular protein transport; vesicle-mediated transport. The record is from RefSeq and is a predicted model, not a curated record.
UCAUCAUCACCCCGUUCCCCACCAUUAACGUUACGGCAGUCACUUCCAUCAAAUUCCACAGUGCUUUCUGCGAUCAUUGCCUGCUAUUUUCCGGCGAUCCGAUCAACCUAAGGAGAUUGUUGAGGUGUCAAAAGAUGAGUCAGGUAUUUGAGGGAUAUGAGCGGCAAUACUGUGAGAUAUCUGCUAAUCUUUCGAAAAAGAUUACUGCAGCUAGUGUCCUUAAUGGAGAACAAAAGAAACAGAAAAUAUCCGAAGUUGCAGGAGGAUUAGAAGAUGCUGAUGCACUGGAGCUUGUCGGCAUGUGUGAAAGCGACGCUUCUUGUCAAGCUGAGAGAUCACAAAACAAAACAAAACAAAACAGAUUUGAACAAUUUAAAAUCAGAAGUGAAGAGGAUGACGUUGGGUAAUGCCAACCAAG